This is a messenger RNA of Filobasidium floriforme, 2241 nucleotides long. Its product is annotated as major facilitator superfamily domain-containing protein. Gene Ontology annotation, biological process: transmembrane transport. Bases 404 to 2029 code for a protein of 541 amino acids. Gene Ontology annotation, cellular component: membrane. The transcript is spliced from 8 exons. Gene Ontology annotation, molecular function: transmembrane transporter activity. The record is from RefSeq and is a predicted model, not a curated record. Lineage: Eukaryota; Fungi; Basidiomycota; Tremellomycetes; Filobasidiales; Filobasidiaceae.
CAACCUAUUUUACCAUUCUCUCUUCAAAAUCUCCUGAAUACUCAACUAAUAGUAGUGGCUGUGCUGGCAUUGAGUCAUCUACCGUCCACCUCGAACGAUCGCACCGAAAGAGUUACUCUACGCAGAGCGGGGAGGAUCGAAGAUUACGCGUGAUCUCAUCAUAAUUCCAUAACUCUGGCAGAAAGGAGAAGAGGAUCUAGGAGUUCGGCAUUGAACUCGAAAUAUACGUGCAGCGUGCACACAGGUUAUAGAUCUAUAGAUCUUAUAGGACUAUAGAAGAAUAUAAUACAGGUCUUCGAAGACCUGAGGACAUAGAGGAUACCGCAUCAAAUCUACGCAUCUACGCAGAGUGGUACACAACCGAAACAACCACGGAACCUAUACGAGCGAACUCCGCAACAAAAUGUCAUUAUCAGAAAAGAGCACAUCAAGCUCACCCACCCGUCAACCUUACUCGGACAACACCCCUCUUCCUGUCACACCAGUCCCUUACAACUCGGAGGAGACGCAUUCCGUCACUCUCUCCGAUGCAGAAAGAACGAUUCGCAGUUCUAGCGUGGAUGCGGAAAGAGCGGGGACUGAGACUUUGGGAGAAGCCGUCGGAGGAGGAGGAGAAGAGAAGAAGAUGGACAUGGACCCGAAUGAAUGCAGGUUUGAAGGGGAGGAUGAUCCGGAUGAUCCACUGAAUAUACCGUUUUGGAAGAAGUGGGUUGCGGUCAUCACCGUGGGGACGGGGGCGAUCUGUGUUACAUGUACAUCCUCGAUGGCCUCCUCGACGUACGCCGGUAUAGAACGGGAAUUCGGGAUAAGUCAAGAAGUAGCCAUCCUCUCCGUCAGCCUGUUCGUGCUCGGUCUAGGAUCAGGACCACUCUUGCUAGGACCCGUCAGCGAGUUCGUAGGGAGGAGAAAGGUCUAUCUGGCUAGUUAUCUGGUGUUUUUGUUGUUCAAUAUACCGGUUGCUUUGGCGAAUAAUAUCGCGGUCCACCUGAUCUUCAGGUUCAUAACCGGAUUCGCCGGCUCAGCCUUCCUCUCCAUCUCCGGCGGUACCGUCAGCGACAUGUUCAUCAACUCCGAAGUCGGCCCCCCGAUGGCGUUCAUCGCCUUUUGUCCUUUCAGCGGACCUGUCUUGGGGCCGUUGAUAGCGGGGUUUAUCAACCAGAACACGUAUUGGAGGUGGACUUACUACUUGGUGCUCAUCUGGGCGGGGGUGGAGUUGCUGUUAGUUUGGUUCUUCGUACCGGAGAGUUAUCUGCCGCAGGUAUUGAGGCUUAAAGCUAAGAGGGAGCGAAAAGCGCAAAACAACCCGGAGAUCUACGCACCGAUCGAGAAGAGCAACAAGAGUUUCUUACAAGCCGUCGCUAUCAGCUGCAAGACUCCCUUCAAGAUCAUGGCGACUGAGAUGAUGGCUCUCCUCCUUAGCUUAUGGACCGCCUUACUGCUGGGCAUCUUGUACCUGUUCUUCAACGCUAUCCCGUUGGUCUUCAGGGGGAACCACGGAUUCUCGUUACAGCAAAGCGGGUUGGCUUUCCUCGGCAUCGGAUUAGGACAGGUUAUCGCUGCGGCCUCGACACCGUUCUGGAGCCGGGUCUACCAAAAGGAAUCCGCUAAAAACGGUGGAAAAGCCCCUCCGGAAGCCCGACUGUUGAUGGGCAUGGCUGGGGCGCUGGUCACCCCGAUAGGCAUGUUCAUCUUUACGUUUACCACGUACAAGUCGGUACCCUGGAUCAUACCCAUCUUGGGAACGGUGUUUUUCGGGAUGGGGAUCGUAUGGGUGUUUACGAGCGUUUUUACGUAUCUUGUCGACGCAUAUCGACCGGUCUCAGCGAGCGCCAUGGCUUGCAACUCUGCCCUCCGAUCUUCGUUCGCCGCAGGAUUCCCGCUGUUCUCCAACCAGAUGUAUCACCGACUAGGGACGGUCGGCGCAUCAGGGUUGUUGGCUGGGUUGACGGUGUUGAUGGUACCGCUGCCGUUCGUGUUUUACCGGAUCGGGGCUAGGGUAAGGAGUAAGAGCAAGUUCGGGAGCGCCUAAGAAGGGGUUACAGGAAGGGACAUUCUUCUGUUCUUGAGCGAGGGAUGUAUAGCAGCAUAUAGGGUAGUCACGUAAUCAUUGCAUAGAAUAGCACUUGUAGAUCGAUACAACAGGUAACGGGACAUGAAUAUGACCGUUGAGCUAGGUCGUUAUAGUUGUGGUUGUCACCGCCAGACUAGCAUCAUCACAGUCCACGCUCAAAGUCGCUCACG